Molecule: messenger RNA, 786 nt
Organism: Camelina sativa (false flax)
Lineage: Eukaryota; Viridiplantae; Streptophyta; Magnoliopsida; Brassicales; Brassicaceae
Source: RefSeq, a predicted model, not a curated record
CACCAAAACUUGUUCUUAAGAUGAUGGAUGUGAAGGGACUCACCAUUUCACAUGUCAAAAGCCAUCUUCAGAUGUAUAGAGGAUCUAGACUCACUUUGGGGAAACCAGAAGAAGAAAGCUCAUCAUCAUCUUCAAUAAGAAGAAGAAGAAGACAAGAGAGUGAAGAAGAUCACUUGUCUUUACACUCAAGGAAUGAUUGUCUUUUGGGUUUUCACUCUUUUCCUCUUUCUUCACAUUCUCCUUCUCUUCUUCUUAGCAGCAGAGGAGGAGGAGGAGGAGGAGGAAGAACAGAGCAGAAGCAGACGACUUCGGACUCUGGUUAUCAUGAUGUUGAUGAUCAUGACUUUCUUCCCAUCUUCAACUUGAACAACAAGACGGUAGAUACGACGACGUUUCCAUCACAUCACCUCCUCCACAAGGAAACAGAGGAGUGGCGGGAACAAGAGCAAGAACAGGAAGAAGGAGGAGAAGAAGAAGAUUUGUCGUUGUCUCUGUCGUUGAAUCAUCAUCAUCACUGGCAAAGCAGCGGAUCAACGGUGAGCGAAACGAGUGAAGCAGCAGUCUCAACUUGUUCUGCACCAUUCGUCUCCAAAGAUUGCUUCGGUUCUUCAAAGAUUGAUCUUAAUCUUAAUCUCUCGAUUUCUCUCCUCGGUAGCUAAUUUAAAAGUAAGCAAAAAUAUUUGUCCUUAUUAGAUUAGUAGGUUCAGUGAAAACUAUUCGGAUGUUUUUUUUUUUUUGAAACUUGGAUUUUUAUGUUUUUCGAGAGAUUCAAAAGUUUAUUAGAAA